Messenger RNA from Nannospalax galili (Upper Galilee mountains blind mole rat), 942 nucleotides. RefSeq names its product E3 ubiquitin-protein ligase KCMF1-like. NCBI's taxonomy places the organism in Eukaryota, Metazoa, Chordata, Mammalia, Rodentia, Spalacidae. The record is from RefSeq and is a predicted model, not a curated record.
AUGGCUUUCAAAGCCUCGUGGCGGGAUGAGCGUGAGUGGCUGUCAUUUCUCCGGGAUACGACGUUCUCUUCUCUAACCACAGAAGAACGAACCACUGAUGGCCGCUCUGGGGUGUUUAAUGGAGACAGAUUCGAGAAUAGAGACCCCAGACCCACAAAAGCACCACCGGAGCCCGCCUUGGUCCACGGGGAAGGAGAACAAAAAGUGGAGCAGGAAGAUAAGAAAAAUGUGAAGUUUAGUGAGAAAAAGUGUGUGAACAAGUUCAAAGUUUUAAACAAUGAGAGUUAUUUUCUUCCCACGCACUUUACUAGCAGUUCUACUGGUAGACUUUCUUAUUAUCAGAGAUCAUACUCUUCAAGCAAUAGGGAAGCCAUGGAUCCUAUAGCUGAGCUUUUAUCUCAAUUAUCAGGAGUGAGAAGUUCUGCAGGAGGACAGCUUAAUUCUUCUGGCCCUUCCGCUUCUCAGUUACAACAGCUGCAGAUGCAGCUGCAGCUAGAACAGCCGCACGCCCAGGCAGCACCACUACAACUGGAGGCUGCACACAACGCAAGCCGGCCUAACACAAGCAGCGUCACCACUACAAUCACACAGUCCACAGCAUCCACCAGCACAGCAAACACAGAAAGCAGUCAGCAGGCUCUCCAGAAUCCCCAGUUUCUUUUAACGAGGUUGAAUGAUCCCAAAAUGUCUGAAGCAGAGCGCCAGUCCAUGGAAAGUGAGCGUGCAGACCGAAGCCUGUUCGUGCAAGAGCUCCUUCUGUCCACCUUAGUGCGUGAAGAGAGCUCGUCCUCAGAGGAGGAUGAACGGGGAGAGAUGGCAGAUUUUGGUGCUAUGGGCUGUGUAGAUAUUAUGCCUUUAGAUGUUGCUUUAGAAAACCUAAAUUUAAAAGAGAGUAAUAAAGGAAAUGAGCCUCCACCACCUCCUCUUUGAUGACCUCCCAAU